GUCGACGCGCACCAAACAACAAGGACAGUCGUCAGUAGAGGUGGAAAGCAAAUUUUCAUUCUCGCGUUCACGCCAGAAUGUAGUCCACGUUCGGUGCAGCGUUGAAUCAUUUUGCAGUGUGAAAAAAAAAUCCGAAGUACUUUUUAAUUGUUGAGUCAAUUGUAAUUUUGGAAACCCCUAGUAGGCUUUGAUCGAUUGCAAACGAUCCUUUGUCUUCACGCACAACCGAUAGCUCUUGGCAGCAUAAGAGCACUCGCCCAAAACUUCAGCUCCCAAAGCAAGGUCGCAGAAAAGCAGAGAAAUGCGUUUGAUCGAUAAAGUCAGGGAAGUGGUCACGGUCCCCGUGUCACCGAAGUACCUUCGAAUUUCGACAAUUCUGAUUGCGAUUUAUAAAGUGCUCAUCGCCCAUGUCUUGCUGUUCAUCAUGCUACUGGGAUUGGCCCAUGCUGAGGAGAUGAGUGCCAUCCUCGGGGCGGACAUUGCCGACCAGAAGGAGCGCGAGGAGUAUGUUUACAUACCGACCAAUGCCAAAGGCGAGACCAUGAACCAGCUGCGGUUCAAAUCGGCUGCCAGCCUUGCCUCGGUAACGCUGUAUAUGUUGUACGUCGGGACGACUUUGGCGACAAUUUACGUUCUGAGCUGUCUGGGACUGUUGAUUGGAACGCUUCGCAAUCGGCACGAGUUCUUCAUCCCCUGGAUGGUGGUGGACUUCUUCGGAACGUUGAUUUCGGCGUCCGUCAUGAUCGCAGUAGGCUACAAUAAGGUGGCCUACUACGGUAUCGGACAGUGGCAGUACUGGGGCUUCUGUGCCGUAAUGACGGCGUUCAACAUCGUCAUCUGGAUGGUGGUGCGGAUGUUCUACAAGAAUCUGGUGCACAUGACCAAGCUGCGCGAGGUUGCCGUGGUGGCCAUUCCGUGUCCCUCGCCGGGCUCCAAGCAAAUCCCGUACCACUUCCGGAAGGAGAACAUGCACCUGAGCGAUGGUGGCCUGAAGCAUAUUUUGUUCGAUUCGAACGAAGCGAAUUAUUUGGUCUAAACUGGAAAGGGUAGGAGGAUCGUUUUGAUGUCCUUCGCAGAGCAUGAAACGGAGAAGUUUUGUGAUAAUGAGAUUAAUUUAAUUGGAGAUUGUGACAUGCAAUAAGAAGAUUAGCUAUGUUUUGGAAACACGUGAUGAGAUGAAAUUAUAUUGAAAAACUCCUUUGAACAACUUUUCAGAACUGUUAGAACUAACAUUUAUGCUAACAAUAUGAACAAUGCAAAAUACUACCUAUAAUUAACUCCUUGACUAACUUUCCUGAUUAGUAGAUAAAUAAAGUGAAAACUUAUCUCUAUGGGAUUGCAA
This is a messenger RNA of Aedes aegypti (yellow fever mosquito), 1342 nucleotides long. RefSeq lists its product as uncharacterized. NCBI's taxonomy places the organism in Eukaryota, Metazoa, Arthropoda, Insecta, Diptera, Culicidae. The transcript is spliced from 4 exons. The record is from RefSeq and is a predicted model, not a curated record. Bases 302 to 1036 code for a protein of 244 amino acids.